Messenger RNA from Xiphophorus hellerii (green swordtail), 3181 nucleotides. Its product is annotated as sodium/potassium-transporting ATPase subunit beta-3-like. NCBI's taxonomy places the organism in Eukaryota, Metazoa, Chordata, Actinopteri, Cyprinodontiformes, Poeciliidae. Gene Ontology annotation, cellular component: sodium:potassium-exchanging ATPase complex. Gene Ontology annotation, biological process: intracellular sodium ion homeostasis; intracellular potassium ion homeostasis; sodium ion export across plasma membrane. The record is from RefSeq and is a predicted model, not a curated record. The coding region runs from base 154 to 1203 and encodes 349 amino acids. Gene Ontology annotation, molecular function: ATPase activator activity. The transcript is spliced from 7 exons.
CGUGCGCGCGCGAGUGUGCGUGCGUGCGUGCGUGUGUGUGUGUGUGUGUGUGUGUGUGCUGGGCUCCAGAGCGAGCAUCGCUGACAGACCCAACGGAUCGCUGCAAGCGCAGAUUAAUUAGCCCGGUUCGGAUCAGCCCGGCGCCGCAGCAGCAUGUCGUCCGCCCCAGAAGCCCAGAACCAAGAACCGAACCAGGAGCCGCCGAAAGAGACGAACGCGGAGCAGAAACCGGAGGAGAAAGAGGCGCAGGGGGAGGAGAAGGAUGCGGCGAAGGAGGAGGUGAAGGUGGAGGAGAAGGAGGAGAAAACGGAGGAGAAGAAGGAGGAGGAGGAGGAGGAGAAGAAGAAAGAGGAGGAAGAGGAGAAGGACAAGAAGAAAAAGAAGAAGGAGCAGAAAAAGGAGGAGAAGAAAGAAUCAUGGAAAGAUUUCAUCUACAACCCGCGGACCGGAGAGUUCCUGGGCCGAACCGCCAGCAGCUGGGGUCUCAUUUUCCUCUUCUACCUCAUCUUUUAUGGCGUCCUGACGGGAAUGUUCAUCCUCACCAUCUGGGUGAUGCUGCAGACGCUGGAUGACGCCGUUCCCCGGCACCAGGACCGUCUGGACUCUCCAGGUCUGGUUUUUCGUCCUCAUGCUGUUGAGAUUUCCUACAAUCGCUCGGAUCCAGCUAAAUUCAACCCGUACGUCCAGCAGCUGCACGACCUUCUGCAGCAGUACAACGACAGCAUCCAGGAGGGGAACGACUUGUGUCUGGUGGGCGAAUACACGGACCAGGACGACCAGCCCAAGAAGAAGGUCUGCCAGUUCAAACGCAGCAAUCUGCGCCAGUGCUCCGGUUUGCCGGACACCAGCUUCGGCUACGCCGAGGGGCAGCCCUGCGUCAUCCUCAAGCUGAACCGGGUCAUCGGACUGAAACCCGAAGGAGAUCCAUACAUCAACUGUACCGCCAAGAGAAACACCCCGCUGCAGAUGAUUUACUUCCCGCCUGAAGGUCGUCUGGAUAAAAUGUUUUUUCCGUAUUACGGCAAAAUCGCUCACCCGGAUUACGUCCAGCCGCUGGUGGCCGUCAAGCUGCUGCUAACUAAGGAGGACUACAGCGUGGAGCAGACGGUGGAAUGUAAAGUGGAGGGAUCCAACCUGCGCAACAGCGACGAGCGGGACAAGUAUCUGGGUCGGGUCACUUUCCGGGUCACAGUGUUUCAGUAAACGCUUGGUGCAAUUUUACACUGAAACACAUUUUAAAUUCAGGAAACUUUUAGCCCAGACCUGAUCUACUCCUACAAGUCUGAAUCAACUGGAUCCAACAAUCAAAUCUGGACCGCUGAGGUUUAACGACACACUGCCAGAACCUCCGCAGCAUCCUCGUGGUUCAGCCCAGUUUGACAGAUAGCUCACCCGUUUCUGUUAUGCGUAGCUUAAAGAAGAAGAGCUGCGGUGGAUCCUGUUGAGGCGCUGGGAGCAGAUCAGGUCUGAUGUGGAAGCAUGUGAGCCCAGAGCACAUCAGUGUGUUGUUUUUAGACUUUUCUAUGUUAGUGAGAUCAUUAAAGAGUAAUCUGAUUCCUAUCGUGAGUCGCAGGGCAGCGCAGCAGAGUCUGCCUGAGAGAGCAAACAUUUCGGUCCCUGUUUCAUUAAAAGUCACAUGGUCUAAAAUCAAAGAAUACUGCAAUAUUUUCCAUAAUUCUGACUGGGAUGUUCUGGUUCUGCAACAGCUGAAACAGAUCAUUCAUACAUACAGUAGGAAAGUGCUACUUCUUAGCAAAUUUCUUUAAAGUCUCAGAAUGAACAUUAAUAUUACUAAUCCAUAGAAAUAACAAUAAUUGUGUUUCUAACCAGUGAAUAAAAAACUUGGUUUAGAGUCAGGUGUGGAAAGCGAGUCACCUCGAUUCAGGUUAGCAGGUCAGCAGAAACGGUGCUACAGGAUGAACCGAGUCCUGAGUUAUUGCAGCUGACGCUAACGCUGAUUGCUAACGGACAGUGUCAGAUCGUAAUCCGGUUUUCUUGGAGUUGAGUUGUUUGAAAUACAACCCAGUGCAGUUGGUAGUCUAAACCUGACCCUUAUCUGACAAAAUGAAUUUAGAGGAAGCUAAGUGUGCUAAAUAUUUUCAAAGUUAGCAAAAGCAGUAAAGUGCUAAAUAAACAAUUUGCUCCCAUAUUAACAUGUUAGCAGAUUAAUGGAAGUGAUAAAAGGCUUCAUCCAACCACUAACCACGAGUGACAGGAAAAGUUGUGUUCUUUGUGGAAAAAUGUUGAAAUUCUGCCAGUGUAUGAAAACUUAUGAGCUCAACUUUAACUUCAGCAGGAAGAUAAACAAGAAUCCUAACAAAAAGAAAAAAAAUAGACUUUGGCAAGUAGGUUAGCUUAGCCUGGAGGAAUCUGCUUGUUGGACCAGGGUUCAAAUACCGGACGAGCCCCCAGUUACUGCCAGCUUAGCUCAGGUCAUGAAGAAGGGAAUCGGUACUGACACUAGGUGACACUAGUUAGUUUAUGUUACAAUGAAACUUCAGAUGUUGUCACUUGUUUACAUGUGCAGAUUCCUGAAGAUGGGAACAGAAAACUAGUGAAUUAAAUCAGUCAUGAAGACAAAGAGCUAAGAGAGGCGACUCCAGAGCCAAACGAUUUCCAGCCAGCUGUUGGAUCACAGAUGGGAAAUAAAUAUCCCACUUCCAGGAUCCUAUUGGCCCAUUCAGACUAAUAGUGACACUAUAUUUAUGAGUAAUAGCUACCAAAAAGUAUUUAUUGACCAAUUAAAAAGUGACUUCCACUGCGCUGCCCUUCCCCCAUCCAUGGAAAAUUUAGCAAAAGAAAGAUUUAAACCUAAUACAGUUAUUAUUUUAGCAGAUUUUAUUAUUUAUCUAUUUAUUUCUCAGAUGUGUGAGAUCAUAUUCAUCAAGUGUAAUUUUUUUGUUCUGUUUAUCAGCCUGUACAGUUUUUAAAAUGUGAACUACGUGUGAUUGUAAUGAGUUUUUGUGUGACACCAUGAAACACAUCAGCAGAGUUGCAAUUAGAGAAAAGCUGUUAUGGCAUCACUGCUGUUUAAAUGUGCUGUGAAAUCUUUUGUUUUCUUCACAAUAACAGAGAAAUCGCUACGAAAAACAUAAAAUGACCUACGAUUAUGUUGCUGAAAAAUAAACUGAGUAAAAUGAUGAAUCAACUCUGCUCUAAAUAAAUUAUACAUCUUCUAAAA